GUUUGCAUGUGAUAAUUGCUGUUUAAACCCCCAAUUUUGCCUGAUUUCCCCCAUGUAGUAAGGUCCUAAGGCACACUGGCUCUGUUCAACCAAUAGGGAGUAUUUAAAAUAGUAUAACUUUUCAGUGAUGCCCUUUCCUAAUCUAGGGUCCUGUAGAUGUGUUGGACUACAACUCUCAUUAUCCCCAGUCAUCAUAGCUAAUGCUUAUGCUGGUUGGGAUGAUGGAGCAAGCUACAUCUGGUGAAAUGCCUUUUUCCAUAUACUGUAGUUAUUAAAGCCAGAGGAGACUUGUCCUCGUUUUCAUGUAACCACCCUAAGCUUAACAUGUCUUAAAGAUACUAGUUUGGGAGGCUGUUUUAAGAUCAGAAACAACCAUAUACUUUGUAUGUGUGGUAUACUUGUAUACAAAUAUAAUAUAUUACUGUGUCAUAUCAAUAAGUGAUCACAAAAAAAAUGUUGUGACAUCUUGUGACAACAGAUUUGGUGUAGCAUACAUGUUUGUGGUGUAGAUUUGACCUUUCUAGCCUAUAAAAGAUUUUAUUCAACAACGAAUCUCUUGAUUUGAUCAACGCUACAAGAACCUUUCGUUGUGUGCUUGCUCUGGCUAAUGUAGCAACCCUUUUGGAAUCAAACAGAAUAUACAGUAGCUACCUUUCAGUUAGGUUGUCACAUUUGUUUUGUGUGGUAAUUACCCCACAGUGUGUUAGUGAUGUGUCUCACAGAGUCAGAGUACUUGUUUAAAGGUCUCUGUAAUCUGGGGCAGAGAUCAUAUUGUUUAUUCUAAGAGGAAGACAUUAUAAACUUGGAAAUGGAAGGCCCUGUAGCUUAAUAGGAAAACAUAUGCUUGGCAAUUCUUGGAAAUAAAAUGGAACAAGAAAGGCUUCUAUCUGAUUCCUGGAUUAACAAUUCUUUGUUGCUGAUUAGCUCGGUGAGCAGUUAAUCUCUCUUGGUAUUAAGUGGCUGGUGAAUCUGUGGUAAAAAUUUGUGUUGGCGGACUCUUUGCUUUGCAAUCCUUGUAUAUUAAGAACUGGCUGUACUCUCAUACAUAUGUAGGUGCAUAGAUGGUAGAAAGGUAUUGUAAUCAUGUAAUUGUAUUUACUGAUGAUGCAUACCAAGUCCACUAGCAGAGUCAAAAUUAUCCCACAGAUGCAUGCCUAAAAUCAUUUACUCUUCACGGUAACAGAAGUAGUUCUGUUACUUCAUUGGGCUAAAUCCUCUCUCUUCUAUCAUAAUAAACAUUUGCAACAAGAUUUUAACAGAGUAAAUUAUGUUUUGUAGUGUUGCAGUUUUUAUCUUGAUGUGACUGGUGGCAUAACGUUUUGAUCUAAGAUAGGCUGUUAAAUGCUUGUCGGGAGGAUUCAUUGGGUUGUAGCAACAAAGAUUUUUGUAACUUCCUAAAUCAAGACAAUCUAUUACCCAAAUGUGUAAACCAUAAGCAUAUUCAUGUUGCACUAUAAUGUUUUAGCUAUUGAUUUAUGAAUUUCAGGAACUUACUCUUCUAAAUAUAUGCCUAAAAACCAGCUGUACUGCCCUGUGGCUAAGAAAUACCAAUGGAUUAAGUUCUGGGAUAACUUUUCCAAAACCUGUUGGAGAAGUUUCUUUAAAAUCUUGCUUCCAGUUUCUUCUUUCCACAUAAAUACAAAAGUAGAGGACAUAGUCCAAGAAGUCUUUGAUGUUUACAAGACAAAUCAUCAUGACUCGCAGUUUCUUUUGCAUCGGGACAAACACUUCCAUUAUCUGAAGAGAGGCCUGAGGCAAUUGACAGAUGCCUAUGAGUGUCUGGAUGCUAGCCGGCCAUGGCUAUGCUACUGGAUUCUGCACAGUCUAGAACUGCUUCAGGAACCCAUCCCAGAGUCUGUAGCUUCAGACGUGUGCCAGUUUUUGAGUCGCUGUCAGAGCCCCAAUGGAGGUUUUGGAGGGGGGCCAGGCCAGCACCCACAUCUUGCGCCCACUUACGCAGCUGUCAAUGCUCUUUGCAUUAUUGGCACUGAAGAGGCUUACAGUGUUAUCAACAGGGAGAAACUGCUAGAGUAUCUGUAUUCUUUGAAACAGCCUGAUGGCUCCUUCAUCAUGCACAUAGGGGGAGAAGUUGAUGUCAGGAGUGCCUACUGUGCUGCUUCAGUGGCGUCACUUACCAACGUUAUUACACCAACUCUUUUUGAAAGGACAGCAGAAUGGAUAGCAAGAUGUCAGAACUGGGAGGGUGGAGUUGGUGGUGUCCCUGGCAUGGAGGCCCAUGGAGGAUACACUUUUUGUGGACUGGCAGCACUGGUUAUCUUACAAAGUGAACAUGUAUUGAAUUUGAAAAGUUUGUUGCACUGGGUUACGAGUCGCCAGAUGCGUUUUGAAGGUGGGUUUCAGGGACGCUGUAACAAGCUGGUAGAUGGCUGCUAUUCAUUCUGGCAGGCUGGUUUAUUGCCUCUCCUACAUCGAGCAUUGCACGCCAAAGGUGACCCUGCCCUCAGUAUGACACACUGGAUGUUUGAUCAGCAAGCUCUGCAAGAAUAUAUUCUACUGUGUUGCCAAUGUCCUGCGGGGGGCCUUUUGGACAAACCCGGCAAGUCACGGGAUUUUUACCAUACCUGCUAUUGCCUGAGUGGGCUAUCGAUAGCGCAGCAUUUCGGCAGUGGAGAGCUCCUCCAUGAAAUUGUUCUAGGAGUGCCAGAGAAUCGCCUGCAGCCUACACAUCCUGUCUACAACAUCUCCCCUGACAAAGUAGUACAAGCUGUAAUGCAUUUUCUGAAGAAGCCUGUUGUGUCUCCCAAGGAAGAAAGUGCCGCUAACUGAGAGGGGCUGCUGACUUAGUAGACGUGCAAGCUCAUGUCCUGCCGUUCAGCCCAUGGGGUGCUGGAAGGUUUCUUGGUCAUCGUGAGGCCCAAUCAUGGAGCUAACUUGGGUUUCUUUUUUUCCAAAUUGGACUCAGCCUUUUUAUGUGUGUGUUUCAAGAGAGUUCUGCUAGCCACAUAUAUAUAAAAAAGCUUCUCAGUUUUCUGUACCUACUAGCAGACUGCUUGUAUAGCAAUGGUGGCAGCAGUAUAGGCUUGGACAUGGGGAUUGCUCACUCAUCUGAGAAGCAGGAGCGGUUUGGGGUUUUGAAAAUAGUGCAGCAUGUUAAUAUCCCUUAGUAUCUGACAGACCAGCUCUGUUGUUUCAUUUGCACUAUGCUAAGCAUCUUAGAAGGGCAGCUUCCUAUCCAGCUGCCAGAGCUGGUGUCUUCAUCCUAUCCCCUUACAGGCGAACAUCUGUUUUGUUCAUUCAUAAUCCCUGAGGUAUUCCAAGUACUGCUAGCCAAGAGAUGGGGCGCCAGCUUAUAAAAUGAGGCAUGUGCAGAGUCAACAUGUCUGAAAAGACACACAAAGUGAAGAAUAAUGUGCAUAGCUACAUUAUAGAGUUCUAUCUCAGUAGCUAGAAUGCACCCAAGAGCAUGGUCUGGAACAGCCCUUCGUGUAAAGCUUUGUGCUAAAAAGUCUCUUUCUGCCUUCCAACAAAAUGGAGCAGGUGGCAAAAAACCAAACAAACCCUCUUUUCCUUGCAAAUGGUACUAGUUUGCCCGGGGGUGGGAUUGACAAUUAUGUAAGGAUGAUUGUGCAUUUUAUUAAAACAAUACUAAUUCCGUUCUUA
Messenger RNA from Sceloporus undulatus (fence lizard), 3621 nucleotides. Its product is annotated as protein farnesyltransferase subunit beta-like. Gene Ontology annotation, molecular function: protein farnesyltransferase activity. The transcript is spliced from 12 exons. Gene Ontology annotation, biological process: protein farnesylation. Gene Ontology annotation, cellular component: protein farnesyltransferase complex. The record is from RefSeq and is a predicted model, not a curated record. Bases 1507 to 2787 code for a protein of 426 amino acids. Lineage: Eukaryota; Metazoa; Chordata; Lepidosauria; Squamata; Phrynosomatidae.